AUGAAUUACAACCAGGGACCACGCCAGGGCCGCAACCCGCAGCAGCUUUAUGCGCGUCAAUCUCAACAGACACAGCAGCCACAGCAACAGCAACAGCAGGUGCAGCUGAAGAUGUCCAUGCUUCCCCCGCAAUUCCAGAACCUUUCACCUCAGGAACUCCAGGAGUUAAAAAACCAGCCCCAGUUCCAGAACGCCCUCCGCCAAUACUACCAGCGGCAACAGAUGUCGCAGCAGCAACAGCAACAGCAGCAGAUGCGCCAGGGCCAGCCCAUGGGCCAGGGUAUGGGUGCUAAUCAAGUCAGAAAUAUGCCUCAGAAUAUGGGACAGAACAUAGGCCAAAAUAUGGGCCAAAACAUGAGUAACGUGGGCCAGAAUAUGGGUAAUGUGGGCCAAAAUAUGGCUGGAGCGGCCAACAUGGCGUACCGUGGGCCUCAGCAAAAACAGAAUCUCACCCAACAGCAGAUUUACAGUAGAAAUCUUCAGCAGGCAUACUGGAAACAGCUGCAACAGGCACAGCAGGCACAACAGGCACAGCAGGCAAAAAUGCAGCAACCUGUUAAUGCCAAUAUCAACAUGAACCGAACACAGAUGGCAGCAGCAGCAGCACAGAGUAACCCAUCGCAAGCUCAAAUGGCUGCGAUGUACAAGCAAAUGCAAGGCCAGCAGCAGCAACAGCAGCAGCAGCAAGCUUACGCUCAACGCACUCUGAUUCCGGGCCAAGGAAUGACCUCUCAGGUGGGCGCCAUGGGUGCCGCAAUGGGUGCUGGCAUCGGCUCAGGAAUGGGUGCUGCUAUGCCUGGUGCGCAAGUUAAAGCUCCUGUUGGUGGUAUGGUUCCUGGAGCUUACACUGGCAAUUCAAUGGGAAAAAUCGUUCCAGGAGCUCUGGGUCCCAUUGCCGGGGGUUCUGGAGCCGUUGCUGCUGUCGCUGCUGCUGCAGUAAGAGGAGGAUCUGUAGUGGCUAGUGCUGCGAUGCCAUCCCCAGACCCAGCAGCCACCAAGGCUGCGGCAAGUAUGGUGAGUAAGGAAACUGUCAAGCUCCCGCCACGGUUCGCUUCCGACUCGGUCAGCAAGGUGCAGUUACGCCCGCUCAAAUCAGCCACAGAAUGGUCUGAUAAGCUCAAAGACGAAGGCGCAGAUGUGCCAUUGGAUGUCAAAGUGUAUGAGAACAUUAUCAAGAAAGACGAACAAUUUCUUCGGAAGACUGCUCAGCAGACGUCCAAGCAGAAACAUCAAGUGGAGAAAAUGGCGCUUGACAUCAAAACCUACAACACCAUUAAGCAACUACGGAUGAACUCCAUCGGGGCCUCGGCGAAGAACCAGUACAAUAAUAGCAUCUGGGGAGAAGGUUACCAAGGUUACGGAAACGGCGUGAGCAAUACCACGACGCUGGUUGUUUUGCCCCACCAAAACAAAUCUUUUACAAAGGUGCCUGCCAUUCCUUUCACAGAGAGCCAGUUGAAUGAAAAGUUGCUUAAGAGCUAUAAAUCAGGUAAACCGCGCCACUUCGUACCUAUCCGAUUGGACUUCGACCAAGAGAGAGAUCGUUUCAAACUUAGGGACACUUUCCUCUGGGACAUUAACGAAGAGACUUAUCCUUUAGAGAAUUUUGUGAGGACUCUCAUUGAAGACUACAAAUUCAUUCUGGAACAACAUUACCAUACCGUCCUUUCUGCUGUCAAUGAACAGAUCAAGGAUUACAAAAAGAAACCAGAUAAGACAAUGGGAGAGAUACGUGUUCCCAUUAAAAUCGAUCUUAUCAUCAACAAUACCCAGUUUACCGACCAAUUUGAGUGGGAUAUCUUGAACUUCGGAGAAAGCGAUCCGGAAGACUUUGCUACUAUUUUAUGCGAAGAAUUGAGCUUGCCUGGAGAAUUUGCAACCGCCAUUGCCUUCAGCAUAAGGGAACAGGCUCAGCUUUACCACAAAGCAUUGUUCUUGGUGGGAUACAGUUUCGAUGGUUCGGCAAUCCGUGAAGAUGAAAUCAGAUCGCACCUAUUGCCAACUUUACGUAUGAUCAACCCAGAGUUGGGCAAUUCUGAAGAUUUUGUUAGCACAUUGAGAAACCCAGGUAUGGUUGCCGACUUCUCACCUUCUGUUGGUAAGCUCACGCAGCUGGAGAUCGAGAAGAUAGACAAGGAAAUGGAAAGGGAGCUGCGCCGUAGAAGAAGACACUUCGCCAGUGAGAGUGCAUUCACAUACAACGAGAACUCUGCCCAAUUUGGAGCUGGUCGUGGUACCGCUUCCAGAAGAAACGCUCUCCACUCUGGUCGUGGAGUGAAGACCACUUUGCCUGACCUCUCAGAUAUUCCCAAGAACUUCCGCACGCCAAUGCCAUCCAGUGUCUUGCCAGGAGGAAUUGAUCUUGGAGUCCCCGACAUCUACGGCUACAAUGAGCUUGUGAUCAACAGAACACAAAUCAAGAACCCCGACUACAAGCCACCCGCACCUCCGGGUAUGGUGACCUCAUUCAGAGACAGUACUGGGUCGUUCUACGUGAAGAUUCUGUUUUCCAGACGCAGACAUUAG
This is a messenger RNA of Sungouiella intermedia, 2526 nucleotides long. NCBI's taxonomy places the organism in Eukaryota, Fungi, Ascomycota, Pichiomycetes, Serinales, Metschnikowiaceae. The record is from the annotation of a GenBank genome assembly.